AGCGCUUUACGCGACUCUGGGACACAUUUUGUCAGCAACCAGCAAGCAUGGCUCUGUGGUAAUAGAAUAGCCCGUGUAAUUUGACACUUCAACUUGCCGUGCACUACGUUAGUUGAUUCAGACAGUCACACUAACGAAACGCCGUGCGCUUUUCUCUCAGUGUUUGUGAAGUGUGAGGGGAGAAAACAGAUCGCAACUUCAAAUCCCGGAGAUUUUCGGCGCCGUGCUGUGAUUGGACCUGAAAGUGCGGUGGACCCUAGUGUAGACGGGAGCUCGCAGAGGGACCUUCCCCACGGACUAUAUGAAGGGAGGGGAGGGGGAGGGGGGGCUGCUGAUGUUACUCCCUGCUUGCAGAACACACAGAUCACUUCUAUGAUUGAUGAGGAUAUGUGAGUGAAUUUGCCAAACACUGAACAAAGAAAUCUACUGCAUCCUCCGGGCCAACCACUGCUUAUGCAGACAGGACCUGGCCAGAAGAUCAUGUGCUAAUUAGAGAAGAACUUUAAUGGCUUCCAGGUAGAAAGAAAGAGGCAGCAGUCAAGAUGAACUCGAUUCCUUCGAUGGACAGGCACAUACAGCAGACCAAUGACAGGCUGCUGUGCAUCAAACAGCACUUACAGAAUCCGGCCAAUUUCCAGACCGCGGCCACGGAGCUACUGGACUGGUGCGGAGACCCACGAGCCUUCCAGCGGCCAUUUGAGCAAAGCCUUAUGGGAUGCUUGACGGUUGUAAGUCGCGUGGCCGCGCAGCAGGGUUUUGACUUGGACCUCGGCUAUCGGCUCCUGGCUGUGUGCGCGGCAAACCGCGACAAGUUCACCCCUAAGUCGGCAGAAACCACCACCUGCAGGAGAUGUCAAAGUGACACAGCUCUCCUUUCGUCCUGGUGCGAGGAGCUGGGACGGCUGCUCUUGUUGCGGCAUCAGAAGAAUCGUCAGAGCGAUCCACAGGGCAAAGUACCCUUGCAGCCGCCCAUGAACUCCAUGAAGCCCUCACUCUCACAUGGUGAUGGGUCCUUUCCAUAUGACAGCGUUCCCUGGCAACAAAACGCAAACCAGGCCCCGGGCUCGCUGUCGGUGGUCACAACGGUGUGGGGAGUUACCAAUACAUCACAAAGUCAGGUCUUGGGUAACCCCAUGGCCAAUACCAACAAUCCCAUGAACCCUGGGGGCAAUGCACUAGGGUCGGGUAUGUCAGGCAACAACCCAGGGAUUAACUCACCUCAGUUCCCUGGCCAACAACAACAGUUUUCAGCCAAAGGGGGAUCCAACCAGGCCUACAUGCAGCAAAGCAUGUAUGGGCGUCCAGGGCACCCGGGAGGAGGAGGCUUUGGUGGAAGUUACCCAGGCGGACCGAAUGCUCCGGGUGGCAUAGGCAUGCCCCCUCAUACACGACCGCCCUCUGAUUUCACCCAACCUGCUGCCGCUGCUGCUGCCGCCGCCGUUGCUGCUGCCGCCGCCACCGCAACAGCUACUGCCACAGCAACUGUGGCAGCCCUGCAAGAGACCAAUAAAGACAUGAACCAGUACAACCAGGUCUGCUCUUCUUUCCAGAUGGGGCCUACGCAAGGCUACAAUAACCAGUUCAUGAACCAGCCAGGGCCCCGUGGGCCCCCGUCCAUGGCUGGAGGCAUGAACCCAGCUGGUAUGGGUGGUGGCAUGAAUAGCUCCAAUAUGAGUGGCCCGCCAAUGAGUAUGAACCAGCCCAGAGGCCCAGGGAUGGGGCCCUUCGCUGGCCACGGCCAAAGGAUGCCUCAACAGGCUUACCCUGGACCCAGACCUCAGUCCAUGCCCAUGCAGGGCACAAAGAGGCCCUAUCCAGGAGAGCCUAAUUAUGGAGGCCAGCAGUUUGGACCCAAUGGCCAGUUUCCCAACCAGCAAGGGCAGUACCCUAACCCGAACGCUUCUAGAGCUCUUCCUUCACCCAAUUACCCUGGGCAAAGGAUGCCGGGACAACAGGGAUCUGGCCAAUACCCACCUACUGGGGUAGCCAUGGGCCAGUACUAUAAGCAAGAGCCAUUUAAUGGUCAGAACAACAAUUUCUCUGGAGGUGGUUAUGGGUAUAAUCAAGGAAAUGGGCCUCCUCGGCAGGUGGUGAACUACCCACACUCGCCAGUUCCUGGUAACCCCACGCCACCCAUGACCCCAGGAAGUAGUAUACCGUACAUGUCGCCCAGUCAAGAUGUCAAACCUCCGUUUCCUCCGGAUAUGAAGCCAAACAUGACGUCUCUGCCUCCACCACCAACCAACCCCAACGAGGAGCUGCGUUUGACGUUCCCAGUGAGAGAUGGAGUGGUGCUGGAGCCCUUCAGACUAGAGCACAACCUGGCCGUCAGUAACCACGUCUUCCAUCUGCGCCCCUCCGUCCAUCAGACACUCAUGUGGAGAUCUGAUCUGGAGCUGCAGUUUAAGUGCUAUCAUCACGAGGACCGACAAAUGAACACCAAUUGGCCCGCAUCCGUCCAAGUCAGCGUCAACGCCACCCCACUCACUAUUGAGAGGGGCGACAAUAAAACAUCCCACAAACCCCUGCACCUAAAGCACGUGUGUCAACCAGGAAGAAACACCAUCCAGAUAACGGUCACGGCCUGCUGUUGUUCGCACUUGUUCGUGCUGCAGCUGGUCCAUAGGCCGUCAGUGCGAUCGGUCCUGCAAGGGCUCCUCAAGAAGAGGCUCCUUCCUGCCGAACACUGCAUUACCAAAAUUAAAAGAAACUUCAGUAGCGUAGCAGCAUCCUCUGGGAAUGCCACACUAAAUGGAGAGGAUGGAGUAGAGCAGACAGCCAUCAAAGUGUCCCUCAAGUGUCCAAUCACAUUCCGACGGAUCCAGCUCCCUGCUAGGGGACAUGACUGCAAACACGUGCAGUGCUUUGAUUUAGAGUCCUAUCUGCAGCUGAACUGUGAGAGAGGAACGUGGAGAUGUCCUGUAUGCAAUAAAACAGCAUUAUUGGAAGGGCUAGAGGUGGAUCAGUACAUGUGGGGAAUUCUCAAUGCGAUUCAAAAUUCGGAGUUUGAAGAGGUCACCAUUGACCCUACGUGUAGUUGGAGGCCUGUGCCCAUAAAGUCAGACAUUCAUAUAAAGGAGGACCCAGAUGGCCCUCUGGCCAAGCGUUUUAAAACCAUGAGUCCCAGUCAAAUGAUCAUGCCUAAUGUGAUGGAUAUGAUCGCCCAGCUGGGUCCCGGCCCUUCUCCCUACACCCCCCUCCCCCCUCAGCAUGGAGGAAACAAUGGCGAAUAUGGGGGCCAAGGCAAUAGUUACCAGGGCCAUGGAAACUUUGACUUCUCCCACAGUAACUCUGGUGGCGGAGCUCCCAUGAAUGACUUCAUGCACGGACCCCAGCUCUCACAUCCUCCAGACGUGCCCAACAGCCUCAUGGCCCCCGACAAGCCUCUAGCCCAUGGCAUGCCCGACUCGAUGCCCCAUCCCGUGAGCGCUGAUCAAUCCCAUGCUUCCAUGCAGCCAGGCAUGCACGCAUCCCCUCACCCCAACAGCCAGUCAGCUCAGCCAUUGCAUCACAGCGGCCCCCAUCCUCCCAGCCCCCACGCCAGCCCGCCCCAGCAGCCAGGCCAAAACAGUCACCCACAUGCCGACAUGACCUUCAACCCCACCGUCGACGGGCAGGCAGGUGGCCAGGGACCUGCAGACAUGCCCGAGCCUUCUCUGGAUCUUCUACCAGAACUGGCGAACCCAGACGAGUUGCUGUCAUACUUAGACCCUCCUGACCUCCCAAGCAGCAGCAAUGACGAUCUGCUUUCCCUUUUUGAGAACAACUGACUUCCUUCGGUCGGCCUUUUGGAGAGGCCCUAAUUUGUUUGGCUGUCAGGAAUCGAGAGGCACCUGAAGACUGACUCUGUACUUUGCAAACAGGAAACAGCCAUCCUUUUGCCUCUUCCUCGUGUAAAUAUCUCACUCUUUUACAAGCAACCUUUUCCACACAUAUAUGGCAGCCAUGUUGGUUGGCACUAAAGUGAUAUCUUUCAAUACUAAUGGAAAUACAUGUGCAGCUAUAAUCAGUUCAUAUGAAUACGUCACACAGAACUGUGUGUGUGCUCACUAGGAAAGUAUUGUAGCAUUUUUAAUUCAGAUUUUUUUCCUUUUGUGAAAAGAAGACCUGAAUAGAAUAUAUGUAUAUGU
Puntigrus tetrazona (Sumatra barb) is the source of this 4130-nucleotide messenger RNA. It is a transcript of the gene zmiz1a, whose product is annotated as zinc finger, MIZ-type containing 1a. The record is from RefSeq and is a predicted model, not a curated record. Gene Ontology annotation, molecular function: zinc ion binding; SUMO ligase activity. Gene Ontology annotation, biological process: regulation of transcription by RNA polymerase II; protein sumoylation. Lineage: Eukaryota; Metazoa; Chordata; Actinopteri; Cypriniformes; Cyprinidae.